Hordeum vulgare subsp. vulgare (domesticated barley) is the source of this 2844-nucleotide messenger RNA. Its product is annotated as general transcription and DNA repair factor IIH helicase subunit XPB1-like. NCBI's taxonomy places the organism in Eukaryota, Viridiplantae, Streptophyta, Magnoliopsida, Poales, Poaceae. Gene Ontology annotation, molecular function: ATP binding; hydrolase activity; DNA binding. The record is from RefSeq and is a predicted model, not a curated record. Gene Ontology annotation, cellular component: nucleotide-excision repair factor 3 complex; transcription preinitiation complex; transcription factor TFIIH holo complex. Gene Ontology annotation, biological process: transcription initiation at RNA polymerase II promoter; nucleotide-excision repair. The coding region runs from base 109 to 2397 and encodes 762 amino acids. The transcript is spliced from 19 exons.
CUCGCACAACACCCGUCCUCGACUUUCUCCAUCUUCCUCGACUCGACUCGACUCGACUCAACUCGAUUCGUCCGUGCACCGACCUAUACCGCCUCCUCGCUCCCAGCCAUGGCCGGCGGCGACGGCGAUCGCGCCCGUGCGCCGAAGCGGUACAAGUCCUCGGCGCCAUCGAAGGCGGCUCUGGUGGACGAGACCGCCGAGAUGAACUACGCCGACGACUUCGAUGACGAUGCCCGCGACGGGGAUAAUGAGGUGAAGAAGAGGGACUUCACCAAGCUGGAGCUCAAGCCAGAUCACGUGAACCGGCCGCUGUGGGCGUGCGCAGACGGCCGCAUCUUCCUCGAGACCUUCUCGCCUCUUUACAAGCAGGCCUACGAUUUCCUCAUCGCCAUCGCCGAACCUGUAUGCAGGCCAGAAUCUAUGCAUGAAUACAAUCUAACGCCACACUCAUUGUAUGCCGCGGUCUCAGUUGGACUUGAGACAAACACUAUCAUUAGUGUCUUGAGUAAGCUCUCCAAGACUAAAUUGCCUCAUGAGAUAAUUGAAUUUAUCCAUGGGUCAACUGCGAAUUAUGGCAAAGUAAAGCUUGUUCUGAAGAAGAAUCAAUAUUUUGUGGAGUCGCCGUUCCCUGAGGUUUUGGAGAAACUCCUGAAUGAUGACGUAAUUUCGAAAGCACGGAAAGCUCCCGAGGACUGUCUAGGAGGAUCGGCAUUCGCUGUUAGCAAAGCAGCUAGGGAAAUAGCUAGUGGACAUGAUUUGUUAGAUGGAACGGAAUUGGCUGAUGCAAAUGAAGACAAGGAAACACAUUCUUUCGAAGUUUAUUCCUCUCAGGUUGAGAACGUAAAGCAACGGUGCUUACCAAAUGCGCUGAACUUUCCCAUGCUAGAGGAGUAUGAUUUUAGAAAUGACACAGUAAACCCAGAUUUGGAUAUGGAAUUAAAACCUCAAGCACGGCCAAGGCCAUAUCAAGAAAAGAGCCUCAGUAAGAUGUUUGGGAAUGGCAGAGCAAGGUCAGGCAUUAUUGUGCUACCUUGUGGUGCAGGAAAAUCCUUGGUCGGUGUAUCUGCAGCAUGUCGUAUUAAGAAGAGCUGCCUAUGCUUGGCCACAAAUGCUGUGUCUGUUGAUCAAUGGGCAUUCCAGUUCAAGCUUUGGUCAACUAUAAGAGAUGAACAUAUCAGCCGUUUUACUUCAGAUAACAAAGAGAAAUUUCGAGGGAUGGCUGGUGUUGUUGUGACUACUUAUAACAUGGUGGCAUUUGGGGGCAAACGAUCUGAAGACUCAGAGAAGAUUAUUGAAGAAAUCCGGAACAGGGAGUGGGGUUUGCUCCUUAUGGAUGAGGUUCACGUUGUCCCUGCACAUAUGUUCAGAAAGGUCAUCAGCAUUACCAAGUCUCACUGCAAGCUUGGUCUUACCGCUACACUUGUGAGAGAGGAUGAACGUAUCACAGAUCUAAAUUUUCUAAUUGGACCAAAGCUGUAUGAAGCAAAUUGGUUGGAUUUAGUGAAAGGUGGUUUUAUUGCGAACGUGCAAUGUGCAGAAGUAUGGUGUCCCAUGACCAAAGAGUUCUUUGCUGAGUAUUUGAAAAAGGAAAAUUCAAAAAAGAAGCAGGUACUCUAUGUGAUGAAUCCAAACAAGUUCAGGGCUUGUGAGUUUUUAAUUCGAUUCCAUGAGCAACAACGCGGGGAUAAGAUCAUUGUAUUUGCUGAUAAUUUAUUUGCACUAACUGCAUACGCAAUGAAGCUCCGUAAACCAAUGAUUUAUGGUGCCACAAGCCAUGCGGAGAGGACAAGAAUUUUGUAUCAAUUCAAGAACAGUCCAGAAGUCAACACUGUUUUCCUCUCUAAGGUGGGUGAUAAUUCCAUUGAUAUCCCAGAAGCAAAUGUCAUCAUUCAAAUAUCUUCUCAUGCUGGUUCCCGGCGUCAAGAAGCUCAACGGUUGGGACGUAUUCUCAGGGCAAAGGGUAAGCAUCAAGAUAGGAUGGCAGGUGGAAAAGAAGAAUACAAUGCCUUUUUCUAUUCUCUUGUAUCAACCGACACACAGGAAAUGUAUUAUUCGACAAAAAGGCAACAAUUUCUUAUCGACCAGGGAUAUAGUUUCAAGGUCAUCACUAGCUUGCCGCCACCUGAAGAAGGACCUAACCUGAGUUUUCACACACUCGAUGAACAGCUUGACCUUUUAGGCAAAGUGUUGAGCGCAGGGGAUGACAUGAUUGGUGUUGAGCACUUGGAAGAGGAUUCUGAUGGCAAGGCUCUCCUGAAGGCUCGGCGCUCUGCUGGAUUAAUGAGCGCAUUUUCUGGAGCGGGUGGAAUGGUCUACAUGGAGUACAACAAGGGCAAGGGAGCCAAGAAGAAGGACCCAGCUAAGAGGCAUACACUGUUCAAGAAACGCUACACUUAGGGGUUCUGUUGUAUGGCAUUUGCAAGGAGGCCAGGAACCUAUAGCGCGGGAUUGGCUUUGCUUGGACAUGGUAUGGUUAAAGGGGCUCUACUUAUUGGACAUAAUGCAUGUCUCACUGUUAGCGCAUCAGCCAGAUUUCGCGCUAAUCGCUUGUCAUUAGAGAAUUCUACUGGGAAGUUUCCUCCAGAUUCUUGUGGUGUGCAUCUUUUCAUUAUCUCCAGUUCCGUAUCAGAAGGGUCAAUUUUGGAGCUUAUGAGAGGGAGGGUCAAUUUUGGAGCUUAUGAGAGGGAGAACAAGGGCAUUUAUCUUUCGUAGAAAUGUAAAUAUUUGUGCAAGUACCUGUAUACAAUAUAACCAAAAUCCACAUUGCGAAGCUUUGCACAGCAUGAACUCUUUGUUUCAUUGUAUACAGUUGUGACAUACGGUUAGUUAAAACAAUCUGGAAAA